This is a messenger RNA of Ogataea polymorpha, 504 nucleotides long. RefSeq lists its product as uncharacterized. The record is from RefSeq and is a predicted model, not a curated record. Bases 1 to 504 code for a protein of 167 amino acids. Gene Ontology annotation, biological process: protein folding; protein peptidyl-prolyl isomerization. The transcript has a single exon. Gene Ontology annotation, cellular component: intracellular membrane-bounded organelle. Gene Ontology annotation, molecular function: peptidyl-prolyl cis-trans isomerase activity. Lineage: Eukaryota; Fungi; Ascomycota; Pichiomycetes; Pichiales; Pichiaceae.
AUGGCGAUCGUGUUUCUAGAUCUUAGCUUGGGGCCCAAACCUCUCGGACGCGUGAAGAUCGAGCUAUAUACCCAGCAACUUCCAAAAACGACUGAAAAUUUUCGGCAAUUUUGUACAGGUGAAUAUAGGGAGCUCGGAAGGCCUAUAGGAUAUAAAAACAGUCGAUUUCAUCGUGUUGUGCCUGGAUUUAUGAUCCAAGGGGGCGACUUCGUGAGAGGGAACGGAACUGGAACCAAAACGAUUUACGGUGUGGAUUCAUUUGAGGAUGAGGGCUUUAUGUUCAAGAAUGAGCCCAUGACGAUAGCUAUGGCAAAUUCUGGCCCUAAUACCAAUGGAUGUCAAUUCUUCAUCAAUCUGGCUCACAAUAAUUUUCUGGAUGGAAAGCAUGUGGUCUUUGGGCGUGUGAUUGAUGGUGAGGACAUAAUUCGGACAAUUGAGCAUGUGACUGUUGACAAUGAACGUCCUGUGAUUGACAUCGAAAUUUCCAAUUGUGGAGAAAUGUGA